Molecule: messenger RNA, 450 nt
Organism: Tetrahymena thermophila SB210
Lineage: Eukaryota; Ciliophora; Oligohymenophorea; Hymenostomatida; Tetrahymenidae
Product: 40S ribosomal protein S24
Exons: 2
Biological process (GO): translation
Cellular component (GO): ribosome
Molecular function (GO): structural constituent of ribosome
Source: RefSeq, a predicted model, not a curated record
AUGACCAUCGUUAUCAGAACCAAGAAGAUUUUAGUCAAUCCCUUACUCUCAAGAAGAUAAUUAUCUCUUGACGUCUUACACCCUGAUUCCCCUACCGCUUCCAAGGAAAAGAUCAGAGAAGAAUUGGCCAAGCAACUCAAGGUCGAUGCUAGAAACGUCGUCGUUUAUGGUUUCUCCACCCAAUAUGGUGGUGGUAAGUCCACUGGUUUCGCUCUUGUCUAUGACAACCAAUAAUACCUUCUUAAGUAUGAACCUAACUACAGACUUAGAAAGGUUAAAAUCCUCGGUGAAAAGCCCAACACCAGAAGAUCUUUCAAGGAAUUGAAGAGAAAGAUCAAGAGAACCUCCGGUAAGGCUAUCACUAAGCUCUUAUCUGAAAAGAAGGGUGACACUUGGGCCUCCGUCCAAUCUAAGAAGUCUGAUCACCUCAAGAACUUCGUUGCUAAGUGA